This is a messenger RNA of Notothenia coriiceps (black rockcod), 2679 nucleotides long. Its product is annotated as WW domain-containing adapter protein with coiled-coil-like. Gene Ontology annotation, molecular function: RNA polymerase II complex binding; chromatin binding. The record is from RefSeq and is a predicted model, not a curated record. Gene Ontology annotation, cellular component: nucleus. NCBI's taxonomy places the organism in Eukaryota, Metazoa, Chordata, Actinopteri, Perciformes, Nototheniidae. Bases 1 to 993 code for a protein of 330 amino acids. The transcript is spliced from 9 exons. Gene Ontology annotation, biological process: positive regulation of TORC1 signaling; regulation of autophagy.
AUGGAAUGGAGCGUCUCUGGCGUGUGCAGGCUGCUAUCUUCAGUGAUGUCUGGAACAGAGUCUCAUACGGACAGAGAGGAGGACUACAGGUUCCUCCACAGCAUGCUGAUGGAGAAGAAACUCCACCUGCUCUUCAAGAUCCACGAGCGUCUGAAGCGUUUUGAGAAGCGGAGCCCCAUCCCCAUCCAAGAGCACGCAGCGAGUCUGGCUUCAGAAUUGGCGGAAGAGCUGAUAAACCAAGGCUGGACAGAUGAAAUCAAAGAACUAGUUGGCCUCUUUUCCCAACCCGACUUUAAGGUGAAGAGUAUCUCCUUCUAUGAUGAUGAUGAUGUGUUCCUUAAUGAGAGAGCCUUCCCUCCUUCAGCCCAGCACUCCAGUCAGUCCCCGGUCUCCCUGACGUCGGACGCCUCAUCACCGCGGCCGUACGUCUCACCACGGAACGGCACGCCGCAGAGCUCCCAGAAACCCCCCCUGGGCAUGCACCCUGGCGGCGUCACAUCGUCACAAACAAGGGGCAGCAUGUCUUCAGCGAAACAAGGACCAGUCCCUGUGCCUCAGACCGCAGAGAAGCGUCCAGAGGACCCCAGAAUUAUCCAGCAGAGAAGCAGCCAGGAACUCCUGUGCUCUGGAUCAAACGCACACGGCGCUGCCUUGCCCCACGCCCCCCCCGGCAGCAGCAGCAGCCAGACCCAGCCCGACAACCCCGGCACCUUCACCCCCAGCCUGGCAACUCAUUUUGACGAGAGCCUCAUCAGACAUAUCCAAGGAUGGCCUUCAGAGAACACUGAGAAACAGGCGGCUCGGUUGCGCGAGGACAUCCACAACAUGGGCAGCUUGUACAUGUCUGAGAUCUGCACGGAGAUGAAAAACCUGCGCUCCCUGGUCAGAGUGUGUGAAAUUCAGGCCACACUGAGGGAACAGAGAAUCCUGUUUCUGAGGCAGCAGAGCAAAGAGCUGGACAAGCUGAAGAACCAGAACUCGUACAUGGUGUGAGGACCUUACCUGAGGAGAAAGAACCGUGAUGGAUGGAUUGAAAUAAUGAUCGGAAUAGACACGGACAGCAAGCUGCUGCAGCCUGUUAAUUCUCCCUAGCAGAGAAGCUGUUAAAGAACCUCCAUCCUGAACACGUCUUUUUCUUUUUCUUUUCUUUAACAGAAAAAUCUUUUUCCAUUGUCCACCACAUGAAUUGCUCUCGCUGAAAGUACCGGUUCGGCGCGUCGGACACUUUAACCGAGCGGACACGGAGGACCUGAGGCUCCUUUUUUUUCCUUUUUUUUUUUUUCAAAAACAGCACCUUUCGGGACCGUGAACCUUGGAUUGUGUGUAUUGUAUCGGGUUAACUUGUUUUCUGGUGUGUUUUUGAUGUGUAGUGGUCAGGAAAAGAUUACAUUCUUUGGAAAAUGAACUAAAAAAACAAACCAUCUCAUAAUAAUCAGUGUGGCAAAGUCCCGGAGGGGUGGGGGGGGGUUGAUCAUGCUCCCCGAUCUUCUAGAAAUUGCAUUGAAAUGUAUGGAUUCAAUGGCAGUGAUGUUACUAAUGUUAUUUUUAAUUCACUAUACUUGUCCGUGAUUUUCUUUGCCAUACCCAGUGUGUCUUCGAAGCUGGUUGCUUUUACACAUCAUGAAAUUAGCGGAGACCACUUUUGGCCAGAUUUUCGAAAAUAAAUACUUUAAAUGUGCUUCAGUUGCUUUGUCCCAGUGGUGCAGAUUUAGCUGGGACUCUAAGGCUAGCUUUGUCAAACACACUCCAGAUGUUUCAGAGCCAUUUUUGAGGAAAAGCCCAAAUUAUUGGACCUAGUUUGGCUGCUAGAACAUAUUUGUGGUCGUUUGUAGCCCUGCUAGCUAGUUUCUUCUGCUAAUUGUCUUUUCUUUUUUUAUAAUUGUUAGUAUUUUCGUUUCUCUCCCAAGUCAAAUUGGGAGAAUUAUUUCAUUCCUAUUUUGCAGCUUAGCAGGAGAUUGUGUAAAAGAAUAGUAAAGCGACUGAAUUCGCAGUAAUGUAAAGCUAAAUUAUUGUUGCACACGAUUGAUUACGCCCCUCUAGUCAUAAUGGUUUAUACAAAGGUCGAUGGAAAGACGUUUUAUUUUAUUUGUUAUCAUUGUUUGGAGCCCUUUUAUCAACAGACUCAAGCAAGACUUUUUUUUUUUUUUUAAGGGCUCAUUCAUCAUGAGAGGGUUUACUUUUUUUACGAACAUGAACAUGAAUUUUCAGUCGUACACUUCCACACCCCAUAAAGCAACUUCCCCUUUUUUUCCUCUUUUCCUCGUCCUUGACUAGUUUCCACCAGAUCUGAUGUGCACACUUUUUUGUUUUGUUUUGGGGGGUGGGGGGGAAGGGAUCGGGGCUUUGUAUUCCAUAAAAUAUGAGAAUAAAAUAUUAUACCACAACUCCUGCUUGACUUUGUACUCACAGUUCAGCUGUUGUAGACUUUAAUUACGAGAGUAAUGUGUUUUUGGUGAAUACAUAUCUUUAUGAAUAAUGCAUUUUGUAAUUUUUCUAAAUUAAAGUGUGGAAUGUCUUAUGAGAAUAGUAAAGCUGACUGCUUUGGGAAAAUGUAAGUAAGAUGGGAUCAGAAUGUUUACCAUGCAGUUCCAUUGAUGGCCACGAGAUGGCGAACAAUCUUCACAUUUGUUUUUGCUUUUUCUUUCUCUGCACUUUCAAAUUAAAUGAGCUAUAACUAAA